Onychostoma macrolepis is the source of this 3683-nucleotide messenger RNA. RefSeq names its product polyhomeotic homolog 2a (Drosophila) (gene phc2a). The record is from RefSeq and is a predicted model, not a curated record. The coding region runs from base 224 to 2752 and encodes 842 amino acids. The transcript has 16 exons. Gene Ontology annotation, molecular function: zinc ion binding; protein binding. NCBI's taxonomy places the organism in Eukaryota, Metazoa, Chordata, Actinopteri, Cypriniformes, Cyprinidae. Gene Ontology annotation, cellular component: PRC1 complex; nucleus.
AUGAGCAGUAGGCUGUUGAUGGCAUGUGUGGAUGGACAGGCAGCAGUCUGCCCCCAUUCAGAGGAGUCUGUGCCUGUCGGAUAGAGCAGACCUCAGACAUGGUGUAGGAUAUCAGGAAAGGAACAAGCGAUUGAAGUUGAGACGAGGCCUGUGCUGAGGCUGGAGGGGAGUGUGAAGGAUUGACGGUAACCGUGGAUCGGGCACAGGCAGGCGGAGGCCCCCCAUGGAGAAGGAGGAGCAGGGAAGCAUGGCCUCUAGUGCCAAUGCCACCAUCCCCAGCACCACCUCAGUCUCCACUGGCAGCAACACUACAACAAAUGCCUUCAGCAGACAGCAGGCUGUGCCUCAGAUAUCAGUAUAUGGAGGAAUCACAGACAGACAGACUGUUCAGGUCAUCCAGCAGGCCUUGAACAGGCAGCCCAGCACAGCGGCAGCUCAGUAUCUACAGCAGAUGUAUGCAGCUCAACAACAACACCUCAUGCUACAGACCGCAGCACUACAGCAACAGCACCUGAGCCUGGCUGCAGUGCAGCAGGCUAGUAUAGUGGCAGGAAGACAAAGCUGUAGUCAGAAUGGCACUACAUCCCAGCAGACUGUGGCCUCCCAAACCACUAUAAACCUUGCCACAUCCCCAGCGGCAGCUCAUUUGAUCAGUCGAGCCCAUAGCGGGAGCUCUGUUCCAGUCUGCAUUGCCCAGCAGGCCGUGCUGCUGGGAAACUCCUCCACACCCACACUCACCGCCAGCCAAGCACAGAUGUAUUUACGAGCUCAGAUGGCACAGCAAACCAAUCUUGUGCACGUAGCAAGGAGUCUAGGACGAGCUGUUCCUUUGUCCCCUCAGCUUAUCUUCACCCCAACUGCCUCAGUUACCGCAGUUCAGCCGGAGACCUCUGCGCUGUCAAUCAACACGCCACCCACCAGCGGACAGGUGCAGAACUUGGCUCUUCGUGGCCAGCAGGGGGCACUGACUUCCUCCCUCUCUCAGUCUCAGUUACAGAGCCUGAGUGUGAAACAGUGCCCCGGGGCAUCAGCGCAGCUCUCUGUGACUAGCCAACCAGUGGCCCGAUUCAAGAGUCCUGGAGCGGAGCCGAACUCUCAGGGAGCUGCAGCGAAGAGCAGUCCUGCAGACACGUCCUCAGAGACUAUGGGAAAAAAUGACAAAACCAGUGACCUCACAACUAGGCAGCUUAAUGUGUGUCCCAAUGUGACCUCGGUGGCGGGCCAUCCUCUCAUCAGCACAGCAUAUACCCAAAUUCAGACCCAUCAGCUGCUCCAGCAGCACAAGCAGCAGUUUGUGAUACAGCAGCAGCCUCAUAUACUGCAGAGAGGUCAAGCGCAGCUCUUAGAGGCUGCCGCCAUUCAUCCUCACACAGUGCAAGCUGUAGCCAUUCAGCCUGCCCUGCCAGCUCAGCCUCAGCAGUGCCCUAUCCCUCUGCUGCCCAAAGUGCCUGUUACCUGCCAACAAGCAACCAUCUUCCAUUCUACUUCUGUGAGUCAGCAGGCCCUUGCCCAGAAUGGACAGCCACCCAUGCUGAGCCACAGUAAAGCAGCACCUCUACAGCUUACCGCAGUUAAUGUCCAGAUCCAGCCAGUUCAAACUCAACUGGAAGUAACCACACAGGAUGUGUCCGAUAAGGACACCACUGCUCCUCUCGAACCGCAGCUGCUAUCCAUACCAACACAAGUGCCAACCCAGACAGAACAAUGCCAAUCGGUCAAACAAUUUCAACAAAGCCAAGUGACAGAAAACACAGAAGGCAGAGUGAAUGUGAAGGCAGGUGUGGGUUCACUUCCAGCCAUGACCUCGGGCAGCGGCAACAAUACGCCCACGGUGACCGGCAGCGCUCCGCAAAAUGGCGAGAGUAAACCGCCGCCACAGGCGGUAGUGAAGCCCCAGAUCCUCACGCAUGUCAUCGAGGGAUUCGUGAUUCAGGAGGGUGCUGAGCCUUUUCCAGUUGAACGUCCGUCCUUGUUGAUUGAGAAUUUAAAGAAGCAGAAGCAGCAUCAGGCUUAUUCAGACCUAGAUAAGAGGUCUCAGACCUUUCAAAAUGCCGACUCUGAGAUGGAGGAUCUUUCACAGCAAGAGCUGAAUAAUCAGAACGCUGAGCCAAUGCUGUCAUGUGAAUUCUGUGGGACUGUAGACUUCGCAUAUAACUUCAAGAGAUCCAAGAGGUUUUGUUCUACGGUGUGUGCAAAGAGGUAUAAUGUUGGAUGCACAAAGCGGAUGGGACUUUUCCCAAGAAAAUCAACCUCAGAGAACCCAAAGAAACAGAAAGCCUCCAACGCCAAUCAUCAUAACAGCAGCAUGGAUGUCAGGAAACGGAAUCCUAGUGCUCAAACAACCAUGGCAGCAUCUUUGUUAUCCCCACACCCCUCUCAUCCAAGUCACGGUGAGUCCAGCCAGUGCUCAGACAUGUCCAGCUUUGAAGAGCCCAUUUCGCCACUGUCCAACUCCAGCUUUGGAGUCCAAAGGCUUCAGAACGAGGAAAGAUUUGAUCACAGUAGAGCGCUCCCUCUCCUGACGCAGCACUUCCUGGCCAGCAACCCCUCCAAGUGGAAUGUCAAGGACGUCUAUGAAUUCAUCUGCUCUCUGCCAGGCUGCCAGGAGAUCGCUGAAGAGUUCCGAUCUCAGGAGAUCGAUGGCCAAGCCUUGAUGCUCCUCAAAGAGGAUCAUCUCAUGAGCACCAUGAACAUCAAACUGGGCCCAGCUCUGAAAAUCUUUGCCCGCAUCAGUAUGCUCAAGGACUCGUAGCCUUUCUCACAGCCUUAUCUAGCUUGGAAAGGACAUCCUAACAGCUCUGCACUGGUUUCCUCAUCCCGUUGUGGCUUUGGGUCCUGGGGAUUGCUGCUCCUCAAAACCACAAACUUGUGUAUAGUUCUCGUCACAGUCAAAUGGUUUCAUUCCUAAAGCAUGAUGAUGUGACUUGAUUACGAAUUUCUCGUGUAUUCAGCUGUGCCAGGCCUGGGAGGGGGCAACAAUCCAUCAUGUCAAGAAGACAAGCACAAGUACUUUUCCAUUUGUGCAAACAAAUGUUCAUCAUAUGGUAGCAUGGAAGCAGGUUUACAGUUUUUUUUCACUGUUUUGUAAUGGACUUUGUGAUUUGUCUGUCAUAAAGUGACAUUGUUGUAGUUCUGGUUCUCAUUGUCACAGUUUGGUUAGCUAAGGAAAAAUUGUGUACCUUUAGCCUUGCAGUGUGCCAACAUUUGUAGGUAGUAAACUGUUCAGGUUUCUUCAUCUCACAGGAUGUUCCUCAAAACAAUUACAUCAGAUUUUGUACUCAAAUGAGGCAUUUUGACACAGGGAUAACGGGAAUUAAAACUCUGACUCUCCAAGACGUGCCUAAUAUUUUCUAAAUAGCCCAAAGAUUACACAAAUGUUCAUGUUUUUAGUUCAAGUGAAAGCAGCAUUUCCAAAACUCAUUUCCCAGCAUUCAUGUUUAAGGACUAAUAUCACUCUACAUUUAAGUUCACAACCCAUCUUGGUAUGAUCUAAUAAACUGGGAUUUUUCAUAAAUCACUGUUAUCCCAACCAUCAAUGUGUGCACUCAUGUUUGGAAAGCUAGUGCAGCUUGUGUCUCUAUUUUUACAUUCAUCAUUUGAUCAAAAUUCUGUAUUUAUUGAGAGCAAGUCUCUGAUUCUGUUUUAUAUUUGAAAAUAAAACUCAGAAAACAUUGAAGAUGUCA